AUGAGUGAUCAAAUCACCCCUGAAGAACAACAUGCUCUAUUACAAGAAUCAAUAAAUGUGAUCAAACAAGAAACUCAAUUGAUGAAGAAAUCACUUGAAACGAAAGGGAAAUUAAUGGAUGCCUUGAAACAUGCUUCAAAUUUCUUAACUGAAUUAAGAACUUCUCAAUUAACUCCAAAACAAUAUUAUGAAUUAUACAUUCUUAUAUUUGAUUCAUUGAAUUUAUUAGCAAAUUAUUUGAAAGAUAAUCAUCCUCAUCAUCAUUUAGCUGAUCUUUAUGAAUUGGUUCAAUACGCUGGUAAUAUAGUUCCAAGAUUAUAUUUGAUGAUCACAGUGGGGACUGUUUAUAUGUCAAUCCCAGAUGCACCAAUUAAAGAAAUUAUGAAAGAUAUGAUUGAAAUGUGUAGAGGUGUUCAAUAUCCAAUUAGAGGUUUAUUCUUAAGAUAUUAUUUAUCACAAAGAACCAAAUCAUUAUUAUCUGAAAAUCAAGAUUCAAUUCAAUUUGUUAUAACAAAUUUUAUAGAGAUGAAUAAAUUAUGGGUUAGAUUACAACAUCAAGGUCCUUCAAAAGAUCGUUUGAAAAGAAAUAAAGAACGUGAAGAGUUGAAAAUUCUUGUUGGUAGUAAUUUGGUUAGAUUAUCUCAAUUACAAAAUGAUAAAGAAUAUUAUAAAAAUUUCAUAUUACCAACUGUUUUAGAACAAAUUGUUCAAUGUAAAGAUAUUUUGGCUCAAGAAUAUUUAUUAGAUGUUGUUAUUCAAGUUUUCCCUGAUGAAUUCCAUUUAUAUACACUAGAUGAAUAUUUGGAUAUUAUAAAAGAUUUGAAUCCAAAUGUUAGUAUUAAAAAAGUUUUAAUUACUUUAAUCGAUAGAUUAACAGAUUUUGCUAAAAGGGAAGAUUUGACAGAUUUGGAGAAAUUAACCAUUAAGGAAACUGGUAUUGAUGAAGAACAAAUUGAAUCUCAACAAGAAGAAACAACAGAGAAGUCAGAGGAAGCUGAUGAACAACCAGUGGAACAAUCAGAAGGUGAAUCAAAAAGUGAAAAUGAUGGUGAAACCAAUGGCUCAUCAAGUUUUAGUAUCAAUCUUUUUGAAAAAUUUUGGUAUUAUAUUAAUCAGUUAGAACAAUCAAGAGAAUUAUCAAUUGAAGAAAUAAGUUCAUUAUUAGAAUCAAUUUCUAAAUUAACUUUAACUUAUUAUUCAAAUAAUUUUGAAAAUAUUGAUUUAAUUUUAAAAUUUGCAAUUGAAAAAUUAAAAGAAUUAUCAAAUGAUCAAACUAAGAAUGAUUUUGAUCAAACUUUUAAAAAUUUAUUAUUAGCACCAAUUAAUAAUUAUGAAAAUUUAUUAGAUUUAUUAAAAUUAACAAAUUAUAUUGAAUUAUUAAAUUUAGAAUCUUUGAAAAUUCAAAAAAUUGUUAGUUUAGAAAUUUUAAAUAAAAUUUUAUCAAAUGGGAUAAGAUUGAAAACUUUAGAAAGUGUUAAUGGUAUUAUGUCAUUACUUAGAGUUAUUAUUGAAUCUAAAGAUCAAACUUCUUCAACAUCAUCAAACACAGAUCAAGAAAGUUUAGAAUUUAUAACUGAACAAGAAAAAUUAUCCAAAAUUAUACAUCUUAUUGGGAAUAAAAAUCCAAUUAUUCAUGGGAAAUUACUUACAAGUUGUAAAAAUUAUUUAAGUAAAGGAAAUAUAAAAUUUACUUAUCCAUCAAUUUUUUUCAAUACAUUAAAAUUAAUCAGAAAGAAUAAUCUUGAGGAAAAUCAGAAUAGUUUAUUUAAAUUUAUUUCAAGAAUCAUAAAUGAUUUAUAUCGUUUAGGAUUGAAUGAUCUAAGUUUUAAAUUAAAUCUUUCAAGUGCCAUUAUAGCAGAUCAAAUUAAAUUUGAAGAUAUUUCAUAUGAAUUUUUCGUUCAAUCAUUCACAAUUUAUGAAGAAUCAAUAAGUGAUUCAAGAUCUCAAUUCCAAUCAAUAGUGGCUAUAGCAGGUGCAUUACAACAAUGUAGAAAUUUUAAUAAAGAAAAUUAUGAUAAUUUAAUUACCAAAACUGCAUUACAUGGUUCAAAAUUAUUGAAAAAACCAGAUCAAUGUCGUUCAGUUUAUUUAGCUUCACAUCUUUGGUGGGGUGUUGAAAUUCCUUCAUUAGGUGAAGAAGAAGGUAUUACAGAAUUUUAUAGAGAUGGUAAAAGAGUUUUGGAAUGUUUACAAAGAUCUUUGAGAGUGGCAGAUGCUUGUAUGGAUUCUUCAGUUUCAAUUGAAUUAUUUGUGGAAAUUUUGAAUAGAUGUUUGUAUUAUUUCAUUCAUGGAAGUGAAUCCAUCACUAUUAAAUAUAUUAAUGGAUUAAUUGAAUUGAUUCAAACUAAUUUGGAUUCUAUAUCUAAUGAAAAUGGUGCGAUUAAUGAAAAUCCAAAGAAACAUUUCCAAAGAACUUUAGAAUAUAUUGAUUCCCAAAAAGAAAUUGAUGAAAGAUUUCAAUUGAUAACGUGGUGA
This is a messenger RNA of Hansenula ciferrii, 2475 nucleotides long. It is a transcript of the gene VPS35, whose product is annotated as retromer subunit VPS35. Bases 1 to 2475 code for a protein of 824 amino acids. Lineage: Eukaryota; Fungi; Ascomycota; Saccharomycetes; Phaffomycetales; Wickerhamomycetaceae. Gene Ontology annotation, biological process: retrograde transport, endosome to Golgi; intracellular protein transport. The record is from RefSeq and is a predicted model, not a curated record. Gene Ontology annotation, cellular component: retromer, cargo-selective complex; late endosome; retromer complex. The transcript has a single exon.